GCAGAUUUACAUGUAUAGGCAGUAAGCUGUGAAAGUAGCUCCCAAAAAUGAAAAAAUAAUAACCUGUAUGAGAGGCGCACUCUGCAUGAUCAUACAAAAUAUAUCUGUCUUCUUUUUCACAUACAUGUACAUUACAUCUACUUGUAAUGUUCUUGGCAUUUAGUUGAAAUGUUCUUUGUUAUUGUUUUUUGCACAACAAUCAAGAUUCUGAUUCAACAAUCGAAUCUGACCACAUGUCACUGUCAGUUCUGGGUCAGUGGGAGGUCAUUGGGACAUUCAAAGGCGCUUCCAUAAGAAACAACUUUCUGUAUUGACUCUGUUCAUAAUGGGCAUAGAUUUGAGCACACAAUACUUUGUGUCUGGGAUCCCUUCAGAAAGGGGUGUGACUGCUCUUAACUCAAGGAAAGUGCAUUCUUCUGAACCAGCGCACCAGAGCAGGACGUGGUGGUUGAUGUGUUGAGUGUUGACCAGAUGAGAUAGUAGACCAAGCUCUGUCUCUGAACAUAUUGAAGCAUUAAAGUUUUGUGCAAGAUGAGUACAAUGAUUAAUAAUGGACUUGCGGGUGACAAGAAGGAAGGUGACCCGGGAACUUCUUCCGAAAUGACAGAUCCGGCAGCCAUCAACAAGUUGAACAACAACAACGCCAAAAAUCCGGACCCCUACGGCAUCAGAGCGUCCAAGAAGCAAGUUGCCACCAAUGUAACAGAACAAACCCAUCAUGUGUCCAGGGACAAGCGUGGUCAGGUCAUGGGCCUGCGUGGGGGCUUCCGUGGAUGUACCAUCUGGUUCACUGGUUUGUCCGGAGCCGGUAAGACCACUGUGUCCUUUGCCCUUGAGGAAUACCUCUGUCACCAUGGUAUCCCAGCCUACGGUCUGGAUGGAGACAACAUGAGAACUGGUCUCAACAAGAACCUUAGCUUCACCCCAGAGGACCGUGAAGAGAACAUCCGUCGUGUCGCUGAGGUCGCUAGGCUUUUUGCCGACGGUGGUAUCGUCUGUCUUACUUCGUUCAUCAGUCCCUACUCUAAGGAUCGUGAUGUUGCAAGACAACUCCACCAGAAGACUGGUCUUCCGUUCUAUGAGAUCUUUGUCAAUACUCCAUUGGAGGUUUGUGAGGAACGUGAUGUCAAGGGACUCUACAAGAAGGCUAGGGCUGGCCUUAUCAAGGGAUUCACUGGUAUCGACCAGGCCUAUGAGGCACCCGAGAACCCAGACCUGGUCCUCAUGUCUGGCAGGGACAGCGUCAAGGAUGUGGUCCAGCAGCUGGUUAGCUUCCUCAGGUCGGAGAACAUUCUUCCUGACUCUGCUGUGGAGACUGUGAAGGAGCUUCUGGUCCCUGAGCAGGCCGUGCCUGAAGCCAUGAAGGAGGCAGAGAGCCUACCAUCUCUCAACAUCGGCAAGCUUGAUCUUCAAUGGACCCAGGUGUUAGCUGAAGGUUGGGCCACGCCCAUGACGGGUUUCAUGCGAGAGAGGGAGUUCUUACAAUGUCAGCAUUUUAACUGCCUUCUUGAUGGUGGCACUAUAAACCAGUCCGUCCCGAUUGUUCUUCCCGUUCACACCGAGGACAAGGAGCGCUUGGAGAAGGAGGAGGCGUUCACACUGAAGUACGAAGGUCGGUGUAUAGCUAUUCUACGUACACCUGAGUUCUAUCUGCAUAGGAAGGAGGAGAGAUGCUGCCGUCAGUGGGGAACGUCCCACCCUGAUCAUCCUUACAUCAAGAUGGUAAUGGAGAGUGGCGAUUGGUUGGUUGGUGGCGACUUGGAAGUCAUGGAGCGUAUCCGUUGGAACGAUGGUCUGGACAGCUACCGCCUCACCCCCAAUGAGCUCAGGGCUCGCUUCAAGGAGAUUGGCUCCGACGCUGUCUUUGCAUUCCAGCUGCGUAAUCCCGUCCACAACGGCCACGCCCUGCUGAUGAACGACACCAAACGCAGACUGAAGGAACGUGGCUACAAAAAGCCAUGUCUUCUUCUUCAUCCACUGGGUGGUUGGACCAAAGCCGAUGAUGUUCCUCUGGAUGUUCGUAUGCGCCAGCAUUCCGCCAUCCUGGAUGAAGGGGUUCUAGACCCUGAUAGUACAGUGGUAGCAAUCUUUCCAUCACCUAUGAUGUACGCAGGACCAACAGAGGUACAAUGGCAUGCCAAGGCUCGUAUGGCCACUGGAGCUAAUUUCUACAUUGUCGGUCGUGACCCAGCUGGUAUGCCCCACCCAGACAAGUCAGGUGACCUCUACGAUCAUUCCCACGGCCGACGUGUCCUUACUAUGGCCCCUGGUCUCACCCAACUAGAAAUCAUCCCAUUCCGUGUUGCUGCAUACAAUCUGAAGAAGAAAGCCAUGGACUUCUUCGAUCCAGAGAAGAAGGAGGACUUUGACUUCAUCUCGGGCACCCGCAUGCGUAGGCUGGCCCGUGAGGGGCAGACCCCGCCCGACGGGUUCAUGGCGCCCAAGGCCUGGGGGAUCCUCUCCAAUUACUACCAGUCUCUGGCCAAGAAGUAAUGCACGAUGUGAACAGCCCCCAAUACGAUCAUGAGAGAGUGAAGGAGAAAACCAAGUGUCUUUGAGGCUUUAUUGGCAAGAAAGUAAUGUUUACAUGACAGACUGAAAUCAGUUUUUGAAACUUGUCGUUUUUUUUAUAUUUUAACCCACCUUUUGAUUAAAUGCUACAGUUACACCAACGAAACCGACUCCAAACCGACCGAUAGAUAUGCCAUUGGUAAUAACAUGACAUCUUUGGUCGGUCUUGGUCGGCUUUGCCGGUGUGAAUGUGGCAUCGCCCAGCGAUAUCUCAAAAAAACAGGCAAAAUGAAUAGCUCUUUUGGUCAUUUCCUUUUGGUCAUCUCUCAGGGUUUGUCUAUAAGCUCUAUAAGCGAGCUUAGGUUGAUCCAGUUUGAAAUUGAUAUUGAUUCCUGUUUUUUGGAUAGUGAUGUCAAAUGUUUUUCUCACUUAACUAAUCACACCUAAUUCAAACAGGUAUCAACCGAUUGCACAUAUACCAUAAAGGAAAGGGGUGUGAUCUGUUCCAAAUCUUGUAUUCUGUUCAUUAUCUCGGGAAUAAGAAUCAACUUCACAAAGGCUAGCAAUUUUCAACCUUUUGAUCUUUAUUGUUGGCGAUUUAGACGACCUGGGUUGGAGCUGUAUGAGGGAAAUAUCUGGGGAACGGUGUAACUAUGAACAGUAUUAGAUUGCACUGCGCAUAAACAUCAUUAUCAAUGCUGUAGUAUCUUGGGCAUAUUGUGAAGAGAAUCCUUGCUGAAGUCACCGACUCAUUAUUCAUCAAUCUCAAAAGUGCAUGUGGAAUACCAAAUGUUGAUGAAGAUACCAAAGCCUGCAUCAUUAUUGACCUCAAAUACCUUGUUAUCCAACUAAUGUUGGGUCAGUAGAGGUGACGAAACACUUGCUUUUAUCAUAAAUCCAUCUAAAUUGUCUGGGUUUUAUUUUAUUUACUUGAGUGUGAAUUUGAUUUUAGUAUAUUUUUUUAGUGUGAACCUUUUUUACCUAGCAAUAAUGUAAACCCCCAAAACAUUUACUACAGUCUGUCAUGGUAAUGUUAAAAUUUCUUAUCAAUAAGCUUCUUCUUUGUUUGAUAAACCUAAAGCCUUUUCAUCUUUUUUUACGCUGUCUUUGUCUCUGUUAUAUAUUUUUAGAUCAUUUUGUUUUAUUCCCAUUAGGCUUUCCCCGACUUCUGAUUCCAGUGCGUGUCUGUUUAUUUUUUCAAGAGAAUUUUGUUACAGCUGAUAAGAUAAAUAAAGAAAUCAUUCCAAUGUGCCAAGAGCAUGUUCUCCAGCAAGACUUGCAAAUAAUGGAAGAAUGUUUUAUCAAAUGAAGUCUUACAUUUUUUGUACCAGCUUGCAAGAAAAGGUAAAUGGCGUCCAUUCUUGUGAUGUGUUUUAGUCAAGUGAAUAUGAGGCCAAUCAAGUGUGAAAUUAGAUUACAAUGCUCAUCUGGUGAUUAUUUGUUUUUAUCUUACUCUUAAUCUUCAUCACUGACCAUUUUCAAAUUCAAUCAAUUCUUGAUAAUAAAGGAUAUACUCAGGUCAUGCUAGAAUGAAAUUCUUCAGCUAUUUGUGUGAACAAAAAUGAAAGACAUGAGAUUAAAAUUGUGACAUUUGCGGUUUAGAAAGUGACCAGUAUUCAACAUUUAUAUAAUGCUUGUAACAGUAAUAACAGACGCAUAACUCUUUCUUUUUCCUCGGGAUGGAGUUGGAAGAGUAGAUUUUUGCUAUCUCUUCCUGAUUUUUGCAAUAUUUUUCUAAAAUAAAUUAUUCAAACUGACACAAUUUUAAAAGAAUCGCAACCUUACAGUAAAUUUCACGGGGUCCUAAGAAAGAAAAAGUGAAUUUGCAGCCUUUUUUAUAGAAGAAGAAGCACAUGUCUGUCUUGGAGAUAAUUUUUAUAUUUAUAUACAGAGAAAGAAUCGCAUCAUGAGAUAUAUUGAAUGAUAAUGAUAUGAGAAAGCAUUAAUUUAUUACAUAAGAUGUAUAGAGAUUUUAUUUAUGAUAAAUGAUUUUUGAGAGAGGUGAUAACCCAAUGAUUGUGUGCUAGAGUGACUUUGAUCAUUACCUCAUGCAAUGUAAAACAGGCAGUGUAUUGCUUUAGUUAACAUCACAGAUGACAUUUUUCUUUUAGUUAUAACCAAAUGAAAAUGAUAUGAACAAAAAGUAACAAAGAAAUUUGCUAUUUAUUUCAUUAUCAAGUACACAUCACACAAAAAUGAGGUAUUAUUUGCAUUCAGUUUACCACAUGAUGAUGAGCUGAAAGGGGGGGGGGACCAAACUUUUAUAGUUCAGUGUCUACUUCUUCAAUGAACCAUUAUCAGCAAUAUGAUGAAUGAAAGGAAACUAUUUCAUCACUGCCUUGAAAAUACAAAGCUAAGUAAAGGAAUUCAUUAGUUUGUAUAACACUGCUAUGACACUAUUAAUGUCUGAAAUGGAAUAUGAAUAAGAAUAUCUAGAUUAAAUAUAAAUGAGUAACCUGUUGACAGAUAUAUGAUAAAGAUUGAUAGUAAUGUAUGAGACGCACAACUGAAAAUUAAUUUCAAUGUAUAAUGCAUUUUCACCUGCCGUGCAGGUGAGAAUACACUUGAUGGCUGCAGCGGAGGUUUGGGAAGAUGUGGACUGCGUGUGAAAGGACCCUGCUGAUAUUGUAUGUAGUUUGUGUACAAAAGAAAACUGAUCAGAUCAUUCAUGGUAAUUAACUAUGUUCUUCUCUAGUCAAUGUAAACAUAUCACCAAAGAAUAGUUAUUAUUCAUGGAAAUGUAUUAAGACAGUAUUACAAUUGUAUUUGUCACAUCCACAUAGGAAUUGAUAAAAAUGUCCAAGCUAGCAUUACAAAUAUGUUGAAGUAAAAUACGGUAGGAAGAACAGUCAUCUGUAUUGUCAAAACAAAAGAUGGAACUGGAGGCUCUGUCAGUGUAUUUUUAAUUAUAUUGAAUAAGGAAACUGCAAAUAUAAUUCAAAAGGAAAUGUACAAGGAAUUUCAAACUUAAAAUCCUCUAGCAAAUAUUUAGAUUCUAUCCUCCAUUAAUCUGUUGGAUAAGAUGCAAAAACCUUGUUAUGUAAAGAUAAAUAAAUAAAUUUCUUUGGGACCAGAAGAAAUGUACUCUUUGUCACAGAAGCAUAACGAAAGACGAAAGCAUUUUAUUUUAUAUCCACAUUAUUCUUUGUAGAAUUUUUCCCCAUCUUGUUUAUCGCAUGAGACCAAAUACCUGGGGAGUAUUUCACAAAGAGUUUUAUCAGUGAUUUUCACCAACAGAUGUUAUAAGCUACUGUGAAUCCUCACAGCUGAUUGGCCGAGAUCAUGUAAGUGAAAAUCACUGUCAAAUCUCUUCAUGAAAGACUCCCCUGAAACUAUAUACCUUGCUGCUAUGUGAAAUGAAUUAAUUGUUCAUUCUUAUUUUGAAUAUAUUAAAUUGAUGUGACUAUAUGAAUGAUGAUGUGAGACAAUCUCAGAAAGUAUGAAAUGGAAUAUUAUAUUCAUCAUGUUUAUUCAUCAUAUUGAAUGAAUUAUUCAACACAAUGAAACCAUUUAAUAAAAUUCUCAAGAUUCUAUCCUUGCAAAAAACAUA
This is a messenger RNA of Lytechinus pictus (painted urchin), 6061 nucleotides long. RefSeq names its product bifunctional 3'-phosphoadenosine 5'-phosphosulfate synthase-like. The coding region runs from base 532 to 2493 and encodes 653 amino acids. Gene Ontology annotation, molecular function: adenylylsulfate kinase activity; ATP binding; sulfate adenylyltransferase (ATP) activity. Gene Ontology annotation, biological process: 3'-phosphoadenosine 5'-phosphosulfate biosynthetic process; sulfate assimilation. Lineage: Eukaryota; Metazoa; Echinodermata; Echinoidea; Temnopleuroida; Toxopneustidae. The record is from RefSeq and is a predicted model, not a curated record. The transcript is spliced from 13 exons.